AUACUUGCACCGGCACUUGUAUUUAUAUGCCCCUGUCCGUCGCCUCGUAAGUGUCGCCUAGAAAGUUCGUUAUUCUUGCCGACUCGUAGAGCGUCGUAGCGCUCGCAUGGCAGAGUCCCUUAGUGACCCUGGCGUUGGGUACUCGUAUUUUUUUUUCUUCUUCUUUCACUUCUUCAUCGGAAAUCAUUCAGUUUCUUGCACUAAUGGUCAUUCGAUUCUACCGAUGCGAGGCUUAUGCACAUCAUUCUUCCCUAAAAGUAGUUUUUAUGAAGCGGUAUAGUUUUGCCUUUGAGCGACACCAAUUUUAUCGUGCAUUACAAUAAUUUUUUUACACGGAAUUGUUGUUCCAAGCUGAAAUUCGAACAUUGCAGAUAAAACCACCAAUAAAAAUAAAUAAACAACUACACCGCAACAAAAUAAAAAAAAAGAUUAGAAGGAUGAUCCAACACUCCUACAUAAUAAUCGUAUGAUAUUUAGUAAAAAGGAAUAGCGUAGCGCGAACAAAAUAUCUUGAUGUCACUGCAUCGAUUUAAAAAAAUCGGUUUCGCUGGUGUUUUCACCGUCAUCUUCAGUAUUCUGCUCCAAUUUGUGAUACUACCGCCUAUUAUGAGAGUCGAAAUGAAAAAAAAAGUGGCAUUGAAGAAAGGCUGGCCUAUGAGGGACAUAUGGAGUAAGCUACCGUUCGUCACAGAAAGCCAUAUGUACGUGUUCAACGUAACGAACCGAGUGGAAAUUGAAAACGGAGGUAAACCGAUAAUCCAAGAGAUUGGGCCGUUCGUUUACGACAUAUACGAGGAAAAGACGCAGCAGAUCGAUCACGAAGAAGACGACACUGUUUCAUACGUACUGGAAAACAUAUAUCACUUUAAUCCCGAGAAAAGUAAAGGACUCUCCGUCGAGAUAGAAGUAUAUUUUCCUCAUACUUACAUCAUGACAGCGUCCACUGGAAUUUUGAAGGAAAAGGCUCCUUUGGCUUCGUUCGCGUCGAGAUCUGUCGAUUCAUUGCUGAACACUCCGGAGAGCUUAUUCUACAAAACGGACGUAAAAACUCUACUGUUCGAUGGUUUCCCCAUUCCCUGCGCCGGAGUCGAAGAAUUCUUUGGCAAAUUGACGUGCAACCUGUUGAAGGAGCGCUUUUUCGACUUCACCGUGAUGAAAAAAGGCGACGUGUUCUACACAUCGAUGUUCGGAUUUCUGAACGGCACUUACGAGAAGCAGAACAGAGUUCGCAUUCACCGUGGAACGAAAAAUCUGAAGGACCUCGGGAAAAUAGUGGCGAUAAACGGUGCAGCAAAUUUGUCAACCUGGCACGAUGACAAAUGCGACGCGCUCGGCGGGACCGACGGCACGAUAUUCCCGCCGUACUUGAGCAAGAGCGACGAUAUAACGAUGGUCAAUCAACAGAUUUGUCGAAGGCUCAAGCUGACCUACGACUCCGAGGUCGAGUACUCAGGCUUGAAGUUACUGCGCUACACCGUGGACCUCGGCGUCGACGGCGGCCACGUGGCCGAGGAGAAGUGCUACUGCUUGGCGCCGGACCGUUGCCUGCGCAAGGGCGUGUACGACAUGUUCAGAUGCUUGAACGUGCCGAUAAUCCUGUCGAAUCCGCACUUUUAUCUCGCCGACCCGUACUACCUGAGCCGAGUCGAGGGCGCGAAGCCGGACAUGGAGAAGCAUCGCUCCUACGUGGACUUCGACGCGCUGACCGGCACGCCGGUGCGCGCCCGCAUGCGGGCGCAGUUCAACAUGGAGCUGAUCAAGAUCGACGCGUUCCGGCUGAUGCGCAACUACAGCUACGCGAUGCUGCCGAUGGUCUGGACGGAGCAGGUGGUCGUAUUGCCGGACUUCCUCGUGGAGAAGAUCAGGCAGGGCCACGGCACGCUCAAGCUCGCGAGGACGCUGGAGCGCGCGCUGAUGAUCGGCGGCCUGGCGAUGUGCGCACUGGCGGGCUACCUCGGCUACAGGUCGCGCAAGGUGGCCGAGGUUCGAUCCAAGCCAGCGGAAUCGACGUCGACGCCCGAGUGAAUC
Molecule: messenger RNA, 2028 nt
Organism: Phymastichus coffea
Lineage: Eukaryota; Metazoa; Arthropoda; Insecta; Hymenoptera; Eulophidae
Product: sensory neuron membrane protein 1-like
Exons: 9
Coding region: 514-2025 (503 amino acids)
Cellular component (GO): membrane; cytoplasm
Molecular function (GO): scavenger receptor activity
Source: RefSeq, a predicted model, not a curated record